AUUUACAGCAAACGUGCUAAUACCAAACAUUCCGCUCAAUGAAGCCGGCAUUUUAAUUCUUGCUGCGACAUGAGGUACUGUUUCCUGUAGCCAGCUAUGGCACCGGGGGAUGUGGUGCCAGACCAUCCCAAGCAGCUCAAGCCCAAGGAGAAGCGACCUGGAAACAGGGCAUCGAAAGCAGACUGUGAGCCGGAUGGAUCCUUUGUCUUCGAGGCUCAUGAGGCUUGGAAGGAUUUCCAUAACUCCCUCAGGCAUUUCUAUGAAGUAGGCGAGCUCUGCGAUGUGACACUGAAGGUCGGCAGUAGGCUGAUACCAUGCCACAAGCUAGUGCUCGCUUGUGUAAUCCCUUAUUUCAGGGCCAUGUUCCUGUCAGAGAUGUCUGAGGCAAAGCAGGAGCUGAUAGAGAUCAAGGAUUUUGAUGGUGAUGCUAUCCAGGAUCUGGUGCAUUUUGCUUACUCCUCCAAGCUCACGUUAACUGUGGAUAAUGUUCAGCCGCUGCUUUAUGCUGCCUGCAUCCUCCAGGUGGAGUUGGUGGCGAGAGCCUGCUGUGAGUAUAUGAAGGCCCACUUCCACCCCACAAACUGCCUGGCUGUUCGUACCUUCGCUGAGAGCCACAAUCGCGUGGACCUGAUGGACAUGGCCGACCGUUACGCCUGCGAACACUUCACUGAGGUGGUGGAGUGUGAGGACUUUACAUGCGUGUCUCCACAGCACUUGCGCACAUUAUUGUCCUCCAGCGAGCUCAAUAUUCACUCAGAGACUCAGGUGUACAACGCAGCAGUGAAAUGGCUUAAAGCAAACCCACAGCACCAUGAGGCCUGGCUGGACCAGAUCAUGUCUCAGGUGCGCCUCCCCCUUCUCCCUGUAGAGUUCUUGACUGGAACAGUAGCGAAGGACGAGAUGAUCAAAGGUAACCUGAGUUGCCGUGACCUGAUGGAUGAAGCCAGGAACUACCACCUCCACCUCAGCAACAAGGUGGUGCAGGACUUUGAGUAUUCAGUCCGCACCAUACCCCGGAAACACACAGCAGGGGUUUUGUUCUGCGUGGGUGGCCGUGGGGGCUCAGGUGACCCAUUUCGCAGCAUCGAGUGCUACUCCAUCACUAAGAACAGCUGGUUUUUUGGCCCUGAAAUGAACAGCAGACGGCGUCACGUGGGUGUAAUAUCUGUAGGAGGUAAAGUGUAUGCUGUCGGAGGUCAUGAUGGUAACGAGCACUUGGGAAACAUGGAGAUGUUCGACCCACUAACCAACAAGUGGAUGAUGAAAGCCUCCAUGAAUACUAAGAGGAGGGGCAUCGCUCUGGCAGCUCUUGGUGGUCCCAUCUAUGCUAUUGGAGGUCUCGAUGACAACUCCUGCUUCAACGAUGUGGAGCGUUAUGACAUAGAAAGUGACUGUUGGAGCGCUGUGGCUCCUAUGAACACACCCAGAGGAGGAGUGGGGUCUGUGGCUUUAGGGAGUUUUGUUUACGCAGUGGGUGGCAACGAUGGUGUGGCUUCACUGUCUAGUGUGGAACGGUUUAACCCACAUCUCAACAAGUGGACAGAGGUCAGUGAGAUGGGCCAGAGACGGGCAGGAAACGGAGUCAGCAAACUCAAUGGCUGCCUCUACGUAGUUGGUGGUUUUGAUGACAAUUCACCCCUGAGCUCCGUGGAGCGUUUUGACCCACGAAUGCACCGCUGGGAAUACGUGUCUGAACUGACUACACCACGUGGGGGAGUUGGGGUCGCGACAGUGAUGGGAAGAGUGUUUGCAGUUGGGGGUCAUAAUGGGAACAUCUACCUGAACACAGUGGAGGCUUUUGAGCCAAGAAUGAACAGGUGGGAGCUGGUAGGAUCCGUGUCUCACUGCAGGGCCGGAGCCGGGGUAGCUGUCUGUUCAUCUCACGUCAGCCAGAUCAGGGACGUCGGCCAGGGCUCCAGCAAUGUGGCCAACUGCAUGUGACGGCCGGCCCGCAUGUUACCAGGUGACUGACUGCCUGCCAGGCCGCCACCAGAUCUGAUCACCGCACAAGCACACAACACAAAGCACACAGACAGUGACUGCGGGGUCUCGCCCGACAGCUUUGUAACAGUCGCCACUGAUUGAACAUCAGCCUACUAGUGAUUCCAGCUGAUGUUCAGUUUGCACAUAGAUAACGGAACGUUAGGGAGAUUUUACUGACUGAAGUGCACAUCUGACAAAUCUGAAGUUUUUGUUUUGUGACAAAAUGACACAUUUGAGACAUGUUUCUUGACUCCAGCUGGUGUUUUUUGCAAUCAGUGCUGUAGUAUUUCGUACUGUAUUUUCAUCUGAUUUACUGCCUUCAUUGUGUUAAGGGAAUAAGUAGCUGAGCCUUGAGUUUAAUACUAACAUCUUGAGAAUGUGGUGAGUUCAGAACUGUAAGGUUAACUACACAUUAUGAAUGUGGACUGUUUAGUAGGCCAGUAAAAUAAACAUUUCAAAGGUCUCAUCAAGAUUUUUAGGGCUCUGCAGUUUUAUUUUUCUCAAAGAGUAGUGAAUGGACUGGAUUCAAAGCAUUGUUUGCUGUGAACUAAGUGCAGUAAAAAAACUAAAAUAUUUUCUUUAGCCACCAAAAUAUGUCGAACACAUUUCUAAAAUACUGUAGUAGUAAGCAAGGAAACAUUAAAAACUGUACUGCAAUCGUUUUCAGUCCUUGAAAUGUUCUCCUUCUACAUGACAAGGUUUUGAUAAAAACCGCAUGAGCAAUGCUGGAGUAUACAUGCCAUAAACACACAAAAAUUGCCAAUAAACAAACAUUUGUGUAGUGAGAAGGGGCUGCUCUUUUGAGUGACCCAUAACCACAAAAUGAGUAAAUUUCAGGGAAAUGUUGAUUUUGAGUGAGCAGCGCUAAAGGGAUUUUGGUGUCGGCCAUUGUUGUUGUAGUCCAGGCUUGUCUUAUCACUGAAACUGCGAUCAGCUUGUGCAAAAAGACUCACUUUUCAGAGGGUGUUGCCAGUUCGCAUUACAAUAUAAACUGUGGUGAUUUCACAAGUUUGCACUCUGGAACUUGUUUUCAAAAUGUCACCUUUUUCAGGCAUCCAAAUGAAAUUUCUGUCAUGUUAACAUCGCAAUAGUCUUCAUUAAGUAUUCAUAAGAGUAAGUUUAAGUUUAAAGGAGUUUUUCAGAAAUUUUCGAUCAGCAUCAAGCUGCAUUUUCGUCAGAUUUUCCUGCAACUGUGUUUGAACAAUCAUUUAAAGCUCACUGAGACAAAUCACUCACUGGCAAGGAGGUGACAGGUUUGUGGAUUUUCACCGCUGCAAGUGCCAAACAGAAAAAACGUGCAUCAGCUGUGCUAGGAAGCUGUAGAUGCAGACCUGUUUGAGCUGCCCGCUGGAUCUGGAGCCCUAAACUUCAACCUCAGAAUAAAAGAUUUACUGACAGUUCACCUGAGAGACCAGGACUGAUUAGAGCAAUAAGACAACCUCUCUAGUCCUUUUUGGCUUUUACUUCGUUGUUCAGAGAUCUGCUCAAACUGACAGGGACCCGUUUCUGAAGUCAAGACUUGUGUGUAUCGAUAGCUGGCCUGUCAGAAAUCAGAUGUGUAUGAGAUUCAGCUGAGGUUUGUUUCUGCAGAUGGUUAUGUUAUAUUUUAAUAUAUGGACGUUUUGUAUAAUAAAAUAGGUGUAUCUUUGGUAUUAUUCUUUACUACGCUAUAUAAUCCAUUGCUGUGCACUAUUUUCCUAGAAUAGAUGUGAAGUCUUGAGUAUAUUUUUGUCCUAAAUGGAGGAUUUUCAUGUUAUUCACGUGAUACGUUUGCAGAUGUUUAUUUAACAAAUGUGUAUAUUUCUGCCAUAUCUGAGACAAAUGUAAACAUUUCUGGUUCUAGUUGUUUUUAAGAUGAGGCUGAAAGAGUUUUAAACAAAAUAUAUACAGUUUAUACCAGACAAAUACAUAUUAUUGCACAGUUUGUGUCCUGCCGGUAUUAAAGAGAUUGCAUUUUAUCAGCUUCAGUAUAUAUUAUCAAUAUUUUUAUCACAUUUGUAAGUAAGUGAGGCAGAUUUUGAGUCUUUUUGUAAACUUCACUGUAACUUGUGUUCUUUCUCCUCUUGACUGCUUCCAUAUUUUACUUUUUGUUUACAUGUAUUUGGUAUAAAUUGGUACAAUAAAGUUAUGUGUAAAAA
Messenger RNA from Cheilinus undulatus (humphead wrasse), 4121 nucleotides. RefSeq names its product kelch-like family member 8 (gene klhl8). The coding region runs from base 97 to 1941 and encodes 614 amino acids. Gene Ontology annotation, molecular function: protein binding. Lineage: Eukaryota; Metazoa; Chordata; Actinopteri; Labriformes; Labridae. The transcript is spliced from 12 exons. The record is from RefSeq and is a predicted model, not a curated record.